AAAGGAGUCCUGCCAAAAGCAAAAAAAUAUAUGUCUACCUAGUGUCCGGUGACACGCACCAUGCCAUUGGCCAUUGCAGGCAGAGAGGCAAGCAGCUCUGCUUAUAAAUCAGCACCUCCCCUGCAACUGCAACUGCCACUACCAGCUUCAGCAUCACAGCCACAACACCUCUCUAGCGUUUCCUCACUUUGGCUAGUAUCUUGCUUCUCCCAUACAAAGUUUGAAAGUUGAACUAGCGGAAGAAACUAGGCAGGGGAAGAGAGGACAAGUUUCUUCGCUUACAGGCUAAAGUGAACUAGAAGCUGUGGAGGCAUGGGCAAGCUUGUGAGGCAAUGUGACAUGGAAGUCAUGAAGAUGGCCAUGCUCAAACAUGAAGAGACCUUCAGGCAACAGGUUCAUGAGCUGCAUCGCCUUUACCGCAUCCAGACGCAGCUCAUGGCCGGCGACCUUAGCACGCGCCGGCAGCCUCGGAGGCGCGGCAGCAAGCAGCCUCGGAGGGCGCUGAACCUGCAGCUCCCUGCCGACGAAUACAUCGGCGGGACCGGCGACGAGGACUACGAGGGCUGCGGAACGGAGCUAGAGCUGACGCUCGCCGUCGGCGGGACGACCGGCACCGCCUGCAAGAACAAGGUGAGCAAGCGAGCAGAAGCACACUACAACGUGGGAGGCGGAGGUUUCUCCUCCCCCUUCGCGUCCGACGGCUCCGGCGGUACGAGCCUCUCGUCGUCGCCGCCGUCGUCGAUCGAGUACUCCGAGGGCGCCGCCGGAGUCGCCUUCCACGGCUACGUGGCGCCGCCGCCGCCGUGCCAGAGGGCGAUGGCGUUCGACCUCGGCGUAGCGGAGGCGAUGAAGCAGCACCAGUCGCCGUGGCAGCUGGUGCAGUGCCAGUACCUCAGCCUUAGGAUGACAUGAGCACGAAGCUCAUCGCAUCAUCCAUUAUAUGCCUGCCAUGAUCACGUCGCGCUAGUAGAUUGCGACAUUAUGUUGCGUUGUAGAAGAAGCAGUAGCCACUAUAUAUUAUGUUUCCCCCUUUCUUUCCUUUUUUUUUUUGCUGUUGCUAGGUGAGCCAUUAAUGGAGCUUGGGAAGGAUUGACUUCUGA
Molecule: messenger RNA, 1100 nt
Organism: Lolium perenne
Lineage: Eukaryota; Viridiplantae; Streptophyta; Magnoliopsida; Poales; Poaceae
Source: RefSeq, a predicted model, not a curated record